UUUCUGUGGGGGGGAGAAGCAAUUUGGAGGGGAGGGGUCUCCAUCCUCAUUCCCGGAAGAGAAGCGGACUUGGAGAAGAGGAGAAAGAGUAUUCUAAACGUAUCAAAGGGUCAGAAACUGGUUUCCUAGAUGGUUGUUUGGAGGAAAAGAAAAGCGAGGUCUGCAGAGUGUAUCGUGGGAACAGCUGAGAGAGUCCCAGAAGUGGCCUGGUUUAUGAUUCCUCCUCCUCCUCCGUCUUUUCCACUGACAACGCAAUGGCCUCCGAGACCCCCUCUGAAUGGUCUCUUCUUAGAUUUGGAGUGGAAAGAGGAGCCGGGCAGCUUCCUCAGGCCCUCUUGACCUUUGAGGAGGUGGCUGUGUUUUUCACGGAGGAGGAGUGGGCUCUGCUGGAUCCAGGCCAAAGAGCUCUGCACAAGGAAGUCAUGGAGGAGAAUUAUGAGAUGGUGGCCUCUCUAGCAGAGACUCUGAUACUCAUGUCUGAGCUCAUCUUCUCACUUGGAACAGAAAAAUACAGGGAUGUUGUCCUGGACCAAUUGAGAGGUGAUGGAGAAGGCAAUCAGAAUUUUGAGGGGCCAUCUGUAAAGUACUUCAGCAUGAGCGAACACCUUAACACACAACUACAAACUAACGCAGGGGAGAAACCCUUUAAAUUUAUGGAGUGUGGGAAGAGUUUCAUUGAGAGUGGAGCUCUUACAAGACAUCAACGAACUCACACAGGGGAGAACCCAUUUCAAUGUAUGGACUGUAGGAAGAGCUUCAGGGAUAUGGGAAACUUACAAGACAUCAACGAAACUCACACAGGCGAGAAACCAUUUAAAUGUAUGGAGUGUGGUAAGGGUUUCAUUGGCAGUGGAGCUCUUAGAGUACAUCAAACGAAUUCACACCGGGGAGAAACCAUAUAAAUGUUUUGGAGUGUG
Molecule: messenger RNA, 917 nt
Organism: Podarcis muralis (Common wall lizard)
Lineage: Eukaryota; Metazoa; Chordata; Lepidosauria; Squamata; Lacertidae
Source: RefSeq, a predicted model, not a curated record